GACUAGACUCUCCUCAUUACGUAAUGAUGGCUUCGACCGACAAUUAAACAACCAACAUUUAUUGCAAGGCUAGCAUCAAGGAGCUUCCAACAUAUCGAACUCGCGAUGCCGAGUGAAUUCUCUCAGUAGUAACUAAACAUUCUGCUGGACAACUGGUUUACGACGUAUAUUUCUGGUGAGAUGCCUAAACUAGAGGAAUGGUCAGAAGGGUGGUCAGAGGGCAGAACAUCGUUCCACCGGACAUAUGUUCACAAGUCAUUGCUAGAAUUUCAGAGCAAACUCCUGGUGAAGAAGCCUAGUCGGGUUCUUGUUCCACUAUGUGGGAAAACAUUGGAUAUGAGAUGGCUUGCUGAAGAAGGUCAUGAGGUUGUUGGAGUAGAAGGUGUUCUUCAAGCUGUCAUGGAAUUCUUUCAAGAACAAGAUCUCUCCUACAAAGAAAGUGAUAUCCCUGGGAUCACAGAUGGCAAACUAUUUGAGAAUGAAGACAAGAAGAUAAAAAUAUACCUGUGUGACUUCUUUAAAUUCUCUAAAGAUUUUGCAGGUCAGUUUGAUGCUAUUUGGGACCGAGGUUCUCUUGUUGCUGUCGAUCCCUCAUCACAACAGCAAUAUACAGACGUCCUACUCUCAGUACUGUCCCCAGGAGGGCGCAUUCUGAAUGAGGUGUUUGAGUACAGCCGAGAGGAAAAACCAAAAGGACCUCCCAAUACAUUGCCUGAUGAAGUUAUACAAAAGUUAUAUGGAGAGAAAUUUUCCAUCGAGCUUUUAGCAGACAAUGAUCACAUGAACCAGCAUUUCAAAGACCAAGGGCUGACGUGGAUGAGACAGCAUAUACGCAUCAUGACCCUCAAAUAACUUCAUUCCUAGUCGAACUCUGUCAUUGAAGUUAUUUUUUAUGAAAUCAAAUAGUCAAUAUUGACUUUCAUUCAUUGAUAAUAAUGAUAAUAAUAAUAAUGUGACUUAUAAAGAGCCAAAUACACUCUGUAGAGUGCUCAAGGCGCAUAAAGAGCUAAGAGUUAAAUAAAAGAGUUUUUAGAAGAUUUUUGAAAGUUUCGACAGAGGUACAUUUUCAGGAAGGCUAUUCCACAAAGUGGGGCAUGCAAAAGCAAAUGAUCUUUCCCCCCAAGUUUUUGAAACUUUUGGAAUAACAAGAAAGCAAGAAGUGGAUGAGCGCAUCAAAGACCUGCUUGGUCUUUAGAAAUUGAUAAAUGAAAGAUAAGAAGAUAAAAGCACAUAUUCAUUCAUUGAUUUGUUUAAUUCUAUAAUAUAUUUUUCUGUGCAUUUAUGCAUUGAUUAAUUUUGCUUACUUUUGUCAUGAUUCGAUUUCAUUUUUUGAUGAUUAAUUUAAUAAUUUAGUCUUUCAGUCUUUUAGUAUUAAAAUUAUUUAUUAAUCAAUGUUUUUACUUGCAUUAUUAUAUUAAAUAUAUUUGAUCAGUAAUGCAUGGUAAUGUAUUAUAAUAUUUGUAUUAUAUUUAAAUCAUGUAAAAUUUGAUCACUAGACAUAAGCUUUUUAUACAUUUCAUUUUUUUUUGUACAUAGGAUUAGGUCUUUAUAUAGCACAAAAAAGAAAGUUUUCUCACUCGAGACCCAAAAGUUCUUAUGUAAAAUUCAUUAUGAUUAAUUGAGUGGUACGAAAUUACUUUUUAAUUCGAAUUUAUUUUCAUUUAUUUAGUUGCUCAAUGUAUCAGAUUCACAAAGUUCCAUUUUCACAUCUGAUGGCCGAUCUGAUGUCAGAACUCUGCCUAAGAGAACACUCCUCUACCACCAUCCUCCAAUUAUUGUCAAAUUAUACAAUUGAGAAUAAUGCAAAAGUAAAAAGGGUAGGAUUUUUAAAUUAAUGUUUCAGAGUCAGUUUGGUUUUAUUUUAUAACUCAUGUUGUUUUUGUACUUUAUUUAGCUCCAUAUAAUCUUGAACAAAUGAACAUCUCUUAUAUUUCUUAUUGUGUUUAAGCUACACUGCUAGGACUGCACAAAACAGACAUAGUUGUCUGUAUGCAAUACAGUUAUAAUGGAAUUUGUAUCUUGAAUAUGAAGCUAUAGUUUAAUAGAGAUAACAUGUGUGCUAAUAUUAUUUGUCAACUUUGUAUUCUUAAAAGAUGCAUAAUGGACAUUGACACUUAGUUGAAGUCAAACUCAUUACUUUUGAACCAUAGUUGAUAGUAAAUGUGAGUUUUUAGUUUUUGGCUCAAAGUUUCAACUUAACGAAUUCAACAUUGAUUCCAUUUCUUCUAUCUCAGGCAAUGACAUCCCCUUGUCAAAUUCACAUUUAUACAAAUUAUCAACAGUCACUACACUUCUGUAAUCUUGGAGUGUUUGAUGAUACCCCUGUAAAAAUCACAUUGUUGUACGUUAACAAAUGUUUUUGAAGCGCUUUCACUGAGAGUUGUGUGAAAAAUGUUCAGACUUACGGAUUAAAAAGAUUUGAUUCUGUGAUAUCAUAUGCCAGCAACUCCAUCAUACAUCAUGUGACAAACUCCAUGAAUUCUCAUUUUUUUAUGAAAUUAAAAAUUAUUUUACCUAUGCACUCAGUAUAUCAGAAAUAUUGUGUACAUAAUGAUGAGUAUCAUAAUGUAGAUGUAAUGUAUGGUUUUAUAUAUUUUCAUAUGAUUAAAGUGGUUAAAAAUGA
Messenger RNA from Lytechinus pictus (painted urchin), 2623 nucleotides. RefSeq names its product probable thiopurine S-methyltransferase. The record is from RefSeq and is a predicted model, not a curated record. Gene Ontology annotation, molecular function: thiopurine S-methyltransferase activity. Bases 181 to 852 code for a protein of 223 amino acids. NCBI's taxonomy places the organism in Eukaryota, Metazoa, Echinodermata, Echinoidea, Temnopleuroida, Toxopneustidae. The transcript has 9 exons.